AUGCGAGAGAUGAAGACUAUGCACGCUGCCCUCUGCAAGGUAGCCGAUGUGGCGAGUGAUCAGCUCGACGAGCAGGUUAAGCUCUGGGCUGAUGAGGUCAGGGAGCUCUCCUACGACAUGGAAGACGUCGUUGACAAGUUCCUUGUGCGUGUUGAUGGCUCUAAUAGACCUGCUGAUGAUGGCAACAAGCCCACGAAUCUUGUGGAGAAGAUGGCCAACUUGUUCAACAACGGUAAGGCUCGCCGCCAGAUUUCUAGCGCCAUCAAGGACAUCCAGAAAGAUGUCAAAGAUGUGGCAGCCAGGCGUGGAAGGUAUACAGUCUAUGAUAUUGUGCCUAAGCCUACAGCUAGGACAGCAAUCGAUCCUCGUCUCCGAGCUCUGUACACUGAAGUUACGGAGCUUGUCGGCAUCUAUGGGAAGAGAGAUCAAGAGCUUGUCAAGUUAUUGUCCUUAGGAGAUGAAGAUCUGUGCAAGAAGAGACUAAAGAUAGUCUCUGUAGUUGGAUUCGGAGGACUAGGCAAGACCACUCUUGUUAGAACAGUAUAUGAUAAGAUCAAAGGAGGUUUCCAUUCUUGGGCUUUUGUUCCAGUUGGUCGGAAUCCUGACGUAAAGAAGAUAUUCAGGGACAUUCUCAUUGGUCUAAACAAGCAAAUUUACAUUAAUAUCAAUCUCAUGGUAUUGGAUGAAAGGCAACUUAUCGAAGAAAUCCGUGAAUUACUUCAGGAUAAGAGAUACCUCGUCAUAAUUGAUGAUAUAUGGGAUGCAAAACUAUGGGGAGAUAUCAAGUUGGCUUUCUCUAAUAUGAACAAUUUUGGAAGUCGACUAAUCACGACAACCCGCAUAUUGAGUGUAUCUAAAGCAUGUUGUCCUUCCACUCAUGAUUCCAUUUAUGAAAUGAAACCUCUCUCAGAUGAUGACUCUGCAAGGCUCUUCUACAAAAGAGUGUUUUCAAGUGAGCAUGGUUGUCCUAAUGAACUUAAGAAGGUAUCUAAAGAUAUAUUGAGGAAAUGUGGCGGCGUGCCACUAGCCAUCCUUACUAUUGCUAGUCUUCUUGCUGCUGGUAAACAGAUAAAGCCAAAAUUUGAAUGGCAUGUUCUGGUAAACUCGAUUGGUCGCGGACUUACAGAAGAUGCAAGUAUGGAGGAAAUGCAGAGGAUACUAUCAUUUAGCUAUUAUGAUCUACCUUCUGAUAUGAAGACUUGUUUAUUAUAUCUAAGUAUGUAUCCUGAAGACCGUGAGAUUGACAAAGAAGAACUUAUAUGGAAGUGGAUAUGUGAAGAAUUUGUGCAGCAUGGAAAGGAACUAACUAGCACAUUUGAGAUUGGGGAAAUUUAUUUCAACGAGCUGAUAAAUAGAAACAUGAUUCAGCCAAUAUACACUGGUUUUUGUGAAAUAAAAAGUUGUCGUGUGCAUGAUAUGGUGCUUGAUCUGAUUCGUUCCUUGUCAGGUGAAGCAAAGUUCAUUAUAGUAUUGGAUAGUAAUAAGAAUAUGACGUGUUCUCGUGGCAAUAUCCGUAGGAUAUCUCUCCAAAAUUUCGAGUUAGAUCCACCAACCACUCCUCUCGUUAAUUCAAUGAGAAUGUCUCAAGUAAGGUCCAUUAUUGUCUUUUUUCCAGCUAUGACUAUCAUGCCUGCUCUAUCUAGCUUGGAAGUUUUACGUGUAUUGGAUUUGAGUGGAUGCGAUCUUGGGGCAGUUAACUGUCAAGUUAACUUGAGGGAUAUUGUGUAUUUAUUUCACCUAAGAUACCUAGGUCUAAGAAGAACUGGUAUACGUGAACUCCCAAAGGAAAUAGGAAAUCUGCAAUUUCUGCAGGUGAUAGAUGCACAAUACAAUUUUGACAUGAGAGUUUUGCCGUCAUCUAUGUGCAAGCUAAGAAAGUUGAUGGUCGUAAAGGUUUUGAUAUGCUGCAAUUGGACGCCUGGUGUCUUGGGUAACCUGACAUCAUUGGAAGUGUUGGAGAGGAUCUAUGCCUCUCCAAGCACUGUGCAAGAGCUUGGCAACCUGGCAAGGCUGAGGGAGCUCGAGAUUCACUUCCUUCAUGGGAGCCCCGAGUUAGAGGAAGCUUUUGUGGAGUCUAUAUGCAAGCUGAAUGAUAUCCAAAGUCUGAAUAUUAGCUACCAGGAUUUACCAUACCUGGGUCUCUUGGGGGAACGCUGGGUACCCCCGCGAUGUCUUCGCAAAUUUGAGUUCUUUUCAGACCACAUGGCAUGCUCUACAUUGCCGAUGUGGAUAAUGAGAUGCGGCCCCUCGCAUCUAUCAAACCUAUCCACGUUCAGUAUCAUAAUCAAGGAAGUGCGGCAGGAGGAUGUGCAAAUCCUUGGGAGGUUGCAUUCUCUUCGCCAUCUUUGGAUGCAAAGCACCCACCAAACAGAAAGGUUGCUCGUCAUUGGCGCGGAUGGGUUUGGUUUAACGAUAGCCUUUGCAUUGCAUUGUCAGCCAGCCACUCAGGUAGUCUUUCAGCAAGGAGCUUUGCCAAAUGCAGAACAAGUCCGAUUCAAUUUGGGUGUGCGGGUGGCCAAAGAAGAUGGUAACGGUGAUUGCUUUGAGCUCGGCCUGCUUGACCUGCUCUCACUUCAGAGCGCGAUGGUUGAAAUCCAUUGGGAUGGCGUCACAGUUAAGGAGGCCGAGAAAGCGGAGGCUGCGGUGAGAAAUGCAUUGAACGCCCAUCCUAACCGACCAAGCAUUGCUUUUAGUAUGGAGCCAUAUAUACCAGAAGACACUGAUGAUGAGGAUGACGAUGACUAUUAUCAUGACGACAUUGAUACUGACGUUCAAGGAAAAAGAAUGGAUCUGGAGUAUGUACGCUUUCUUUCAUUUAAUUCUUGA
Triticum turgidum subsp. durum (durum wheat) is the source of this 2826-nucleotide messenger RNA. The record is from the annotation of a GenBank genome assembly. Lineage: Eukaryota; Viridiplantae; Streptophyta; Magnoliopsida; Poales; Poaceae.